AUGGAGGCACCAACUGCUCCAGUUUCCCCAAGCACAGAAGAUGGACCGCUGAAGGAUCGGCAGUUUAGUUUGGUUAAACUUGACCAAAACUUCAAGACAAAGUUGACAAUACCAGGCAAGGUUGACACGCCAGUGACAACACCAGGCAAGGUUGACACGCCAGUGACAACAGCAGGCAAGGUUGACACGCCAGUGACAACACCAGGCAAGGUUGACACGCCAGUGACAACACCAGGCAAGGUUGACACGCCAGUGACAACAGCAGGCAAGGUUGACACGCCAGUGACAACACCAGGCAAGGUUGACACGCCAGUGACAACACCAGGCAAGGUUGACACGCCAGUGACAACAGCAGGCAAGGUUGACACGCCAGUGACAACACCAGGCAAGGUUGACACGCCAGUGACAACACCAGGCAAGGUUGACACGCCUUUGGCAGCAUCAGGCAACGUUGAUACAUUGAUGACAACACCAAGCAAGGUUAACAUGCCUCUCACAACACCCGUCAAGGUUAAUCUGUCCAGGGGGGCAACAUCACCAUGGCUACGCAUCUCGCAUAAUUCUCUAGUCUUUCAAUAA
Procambarus clarkii (red swamp crayfish) is the source of this 579-nucleotide messenger RNA. RefSeq names its product anti-sigma-I factor RsgI2-like. The record is from RefSeq and is a predicted model, not a curated record. Lineage: Eukaryota; Metazoa; Arthropoda; Malacostraca; Decapoda; Cambaridae.